This is a messenger RNA of Caenorhabditis sp. 36 PRJEB53466, 992 nucleotides long. Lineage: Eukaryota; Metazoa; Nematoda; Chromadorea; Rhabditida; Rhabditidae. The record is from the annotation of a GenBank genome assembly.
AUGAUUCUCUUCAUUUUCCUACUUUUCGGAGUCCAAUUUGCACGAUCCAGUAGGUAUCUCUCGCAUUUCCACCACAGACGAAUCUGCUUUAGUCGGUCCUGUACGUCCGUUCAAAUAUGCGCUUCCGAGCGUGGGAAGGGACCUUCCUGCAAUGCGAACUUUCGAGAAUUACGCGGCGUCGUGUCGACCGACCAGCAAGAAAGAUUUCAACAUGGAUCAGUUAGCAUCUGUGAGUAAUCUCUCCAACUUUCAUUGCAUCCAUCAACGAGUUUAGCUUCUCCAAUCUCUCCAAAUUGACGAUGUUGCCACAAAAGUCUACAAAUCUCUGUUCUUUGCGAUGGCCGAUAUGCAAAUUGAAAAGUUCAUGGGAAAGUGGUACACAGUGGUGGAUUCGAAGGAAGUGCACAAAGAGGACUGCUCGAUUUUUCAUUGUUAGCCUUACAUCGAACUCUUCCAUUCAAUAACGUUUCGAUUUUCAGUCAAAAUGGUUUCUAAGACCCCGUAUACAGCCACGUUCACUUCCAGACAGUAUGCGCUCCUCGGUGAAGACGUUAUAACCAAUGAAGGGUACGGUAGCAUGAACGGACCGGACGCGGGCUCAGUUCUGAUAACCACCGGGCACGAGGGAGAUCAAUGUCCAUGUAAGAAAAGUAAAACAUGAGAUAUUUUAUAACAACGGUUUCAGAUUUCCCGGUCCGUCUCGGAGGACUCAACGACGAGGGAGACUAUGCUUACAUGAUCCUGAGUACUCCAUUAAAGUACCCAACAAUGGUACUGGCAAGGUAAACGGGAUAGAACACUUUAAAAAAGCCAAGCUCGAAAGUUUCAGAGACUUGAGUGAAUUUGAUUCGAAAUGGAGUAAGGAAGUGUACGAAUUCGUGGAGAAGAACGGCUUCAUGAGUCCGAUGGCUGCUCUCAACACUCGGCUCCACUUCACGGACGUCGAUGUUUGCCGUCGCGUGAACAAGUUAUACGAAAAUGGCACUGUUUGA